AGUCGAUAAAAUUAUUAUUUACGUCAGUCAGAAAGUUAAAACAUAUAAAUCUAAAUCUAUAUCUAGCAUGUAAAGUGGAAGUUUGAUGGUAAUAAACAGUGAUUAUCUGCGUUUAGUAAAUAAAUAAUUAGGACAAAUGCUUUGUAUUCGUAAUUUUGGGAAAAAUUGCAUCUCACGGCCUGUCAGAUUGAUUUUGAAGGCUAGUUAUUCGCGACGCAGUAACGAAAAUACAAGUACUUUUGAAAUAAUAAAAUCUAAUAAUGGAGAAUCUGUUGACGAUUUCGAUAACACUGUUUUCGGGGCGAAUCCAAACUGGGAAUUGCUCGCACCUCGGGGAUUUAGGUUUUAUUUACCGGGAAGUAUUGGCCCUGGUUGGCUAGAUGCUUCAACCAUAGCACAAGUAGAAACACAUUCGGAAAUUUUGCCCGCUGAUGAUGCAUUUUUGAAUGAAAUGGCAUCGAAUAGUAAAAGAAAUGCAAGACGACGAAGAAAAAAGAGUGAUCAUCCUAUUUUACAUUUUGUCGCCCAACAAUGUCCUAUACUUUUGAGAAAAGAAAUAUCAGAAUUGUUUCCAGGAUGUCCGGAAGUGCAUUCGCCGCAACUCACCAUAAUAAGUCUUAGUCAAAAGAUGCAUGAAAAAACAGCGAGAUGGAGUAAGGAAGAGGAAACUGAGAAGGUUGCCAAAUAUUUUGUACUGGCAGCAUCUGAUAUUUGUUUGAAACUCAAAAUGAUAGGAUAUUGGUCGGAUUUCAUUAAUCCAUUCAGUGGACAACCGUAUAAUAAUAUUCUGAAAAUUAGCCCCUUUUACAAAUCAAAUCCACGUAAACGAUGUUUGGAUUUUAAAAUUGAUCAAAAAGAUAAUUGUAAAUUAAUUUCUUAUGAUAAAAAAGCCAACAACUUUAUCGGUAACCUGUACACAACAGCGCCCUCAUCAUUUCUAAAAGAUAUAAUAUAUGAAAAAAAUGUUGAAUAAUUUUUAGCAUGCCCGAAAAUAAAUACUUUGUUAAUAGUUUCAAUGUUUAAUAUUAUAAAAUAAAUUAAAAUUUGGUCCAAGAUCAAUGAACAUAUGUACGUGACUGAAAAUUGAAACUUGUAUAAAUGUAUUCAUUUUAGUGAAGAUAAUCUGACAACAAAAUAAUUAAAUAGUUAAAACGUUAUUAAAUUAAAUAAUUGAGAAAGAUGAUUAUUGUGAUUUAGUUGUUUUCCAAUAAUCAAUAAAGUUCAAUUAUUAAAUUUAAUUAAAUUCAACUGUAAGAUAAAAUAAAACUUACGCUUCAAAAUACACUAUUUUUGUGUAAAAUAUUUAUUUAUUAUAAUUUAUCGUUUAAUAAAUAAAUCGAUAUCAAAUAA
Leptopilina heterotoma is the source of this 1350-nucleotide messenger RNA. RefSeq names its product cobalamin trafficking protein CblD. The coding region runs from base 137 to 973 and encodes 278 amino acids. Lineage: Eukaryota; Metazoa; Arthropoda; Insecta; Hymenoptera; Figitidae. Gene Ontology annotation, biological process: cobalamin metabolic process. The record is from RefSeq and is a predicted model, not a curated record. The transcript has 5 exons. Gene Ontology annotation, cellular component: mitochondrion.